GGUAAAGCAAAUCAAAGCGACCGCAGAGAGCCAUGAAUGAAGAAGAGAAGAAGUAGGACGCUUCAUCAACCUGCUGUUCCUCCUCUCCUCCACCAGGCGACACUGUUUCUCUCCUCCACGAAAAAAUAAAACGCGCUCCUCUCCAGACUAGUCUGAUCACAUGCUGGGAGAGGUUUGAAGUUGCAGCUUCAUGUCACACACACACACACAUGCGUAACCGACAAAGUGAAUGGCACAAAGUGACACCGAGGAGGCGACCACCAGAGUAAGGAAGAGGAGAGACGAUACCGGAGUUGAUGAUCCACAACAGCUGGGUGAAGAGGGAGGAAGCAGAAGAAGAAGGAUGAUGAAGAUGAGAGCCGCGGGAGGCUGUAGUAGUAUCCCACCACCCGGGCUUUUUAGGAGUUGAAGCUGAAUUUGGGAUCAGUUUUUUUGAGAAAAAGUUGUAUACAAUGGUUAUAAAUGGGUCUCACCUGAACAGCUCCUCGUGGCCAGCAGCAGCAGACCCCAGCAGCAGCCUGAACCGCCCGCCGUGGGUCACCACAACUUUAGGGUGCUUCCUCAUCUUCACCAUCGUCGUCGACAUCCUGGGCAACCUCUUGGUCAUCUUCUCCGUGUAUCGCAACAAGAAGCUCAGGAACGCAGGGAACAUCUUUGUGGUGAGCCUUGCAGUGGCAGACCUUGUGGUGGCCAUCUACCCGUACCCUCUGGUCCUCACCUCCAUCUUCCACAAUGGCUGGAACUUGGGUUACGUUCACUGCCAGAUCAGCGGCUUCCUCAUGGGCGUCAGUGUCAUCGGCUCCAUCUUCAACAUCACCGGCAUUGCCAUCAACCGAUACUGUUAUAUCUGCCACAGCCUCAAGUACGAUAAACUGUACAGUGACAAAAACUCUGUCUGCUAUGUGUUGCUAAUCUGGGCGCUGACUGUGGUGGCUAUCGUGCCCAACCUGUUUGUGGGUUCGCUUCAGUAUGACCCACGGGUUUAUUCCUGCACAUUUGAGCAGUCGGCCAGCUCGGCGUACACCAUCGCAGUGGUUUUCUUUCACUUUAUUUUACCCAUCAUGAUUGUCACAUACUGCUACCUGCGCAUUUGGAUACUGGUCAUACAGGUGAGGAGACGGGUCAAGCCAGACAACCGGCCCAAGCUAACGCCACACGACGUUAGAAACUUUGUCACCAUGUUCGUGGUGUUCGUGCUCUUUGCCGUUUGCUGGGCGCCGCUCAACUUCAUCGGUCUGGCCGUAGCGAUCAAACCAGAGGUGGUGGUUCCCCUCAUCCCUGAGUGGUUAUUUGUGGCCAGCUACUUCAUGGCCUACUUCAACAGCUGCCUUAAUGCCAUUGUGUAUGGUGUGCUGAACCAGAACUUCCGGCGUGAGUACAAACGCAUUGUAGUGUCAGUGUGCACAGCACGCAUCUUCUUCCAGGAGAGCUCCAACGAUGCGGGGGAGAGGCCCAAGAGUAAACCAUCACCACUCAUGACCAACAAUAACCAGGUCAAGGUGGAAUCCGUCUGAUCCAGAACUCCGAGAUAUACUGCGCGGACAUGAAAAGAUAUGCUGUAACUGAGAGUAAAAAAAAAAAAGAAAAAAGGUGAGAAAAAUACCAAAUAUAAAUAUAUAACAGCUUCUUUCCUCUGAGCUGUCCACAGACUGUCAUAUGGUGCUAUCUGACCUCUGAACAAUCACAGUAAAAACAGGGGUGCAUAUUAUCUUUGUCUUUUAUCAAGCACUUUUGUUUGACUCGGCAGUACCUGUAGUACAGUAAAUAUAUGAUGUCCGUUUUGUUUUCAUGUUUACAGUGAUGAUAUAAAUGUAUCAUGCAUUAUAUAAAUAUUUAUUUUGUAUGAAAUGUAAUGUAGAUAUAUGGUAAGAUAUAUCAGGUUCCAGUUAAAUGAAGACAUUUUAUGAGGCCAAUAAAAAAAUUCUACACAACUUGGUUGAAAAUAUAACCAGAAGAAGUUUAUCAAUGAAGUUAACCAACUUUGAUAACCUCAUUUGUGACAUUGUAACACUAAUUGAGUGCAAGCAAUGUGGGUUGCUGCUGUCUUAUUAUACCCUGCAAUACAUUAAGUGGAAUAUAUAUUUUAGUCUCUCUCUCUCUCUCUCUCUCUCUCUCUUUCUCUCUCUCUCUCACACUCUCUCUCUCUCUCUGCCACCUCGUGAGCUCAUUAUACUGUAUGCAUGGAUAUGCAGGAAUUGUUCAUAUGCAAAAUAAAAUCUGAUAUUGAUGGAU
Molecule: messenger RNA, 2232 nt
Organism: Sebastes umbrosus (honeycomb rockfish)
Lineage: Eukaryota; Metazoa; Chordata; Actinopteri; Perciformes; Sebastidae
Gene: mtnr1aa
Product: melatonin receptor 1A a
Exons: 2
Coding region: 453-1514 (353 amino acids)
Biological process (GO): G protein-coupled receptor signaling pathway
Cellular component (GO): membrane
Molecular function (GO): melatonin receptor activity
Source: RefSeq, a predicted model, not a curated record